Messenger RNA from Tripterygium wilfordii, 2678 nucleotides. RefSeq names its product protein transport Sec1a-like. The transcript is spliced from 21 exons. The record is from RefSeq and is a predicted model, not a curated record. Gene Ontology annotation, cellular component: secretory granule; plasma membrane. Lineage: Eukaryota; Viridiplantae; Streptophyta; Magnoliopsida; Celastrales; Celastraceae. Gene Ontology annotation, biological process: vesicle-mediated transport; intracellular protein transport. Bases 187 to 2205 code for a protein of 672 amino acids. Gene Ontology annotation, molecular function: syntaxin binding.
UAUCCAGUCAACAAGCGAACUACGCGCUACAUCAUGCGUCUCCACGGACACACACAAACGUAACGGUCUUCUGAGCUUCCGCCUUCUUUCUCUCUUCUCUCAUCUCUCACACACAGCCCUUCUCACACGCAAUAUUUUGAUCAUUGUGUGUUUGUUUUCGACGACAAAUCCACUGCCCGCGAUACAAUGUCGUUUUCGGACUCUGAGUCGUCCUCUCAUGGCGGCAGCGGAGAGUACAAGUUCUUUCGUCAAACCUGCCGUGAUCGGUUGUUAUAUGAGAUGCUCGGAUCAAGUAAUGCGCCAAAUUCAAAAUCUUGGAAGGUACUUAUCAUGGAUAAAGUUACAGUGAAAGUCAUGUCUCACUCUUGUAAAAUGGCAGAUAUCACAGAUCAAGGAGUUUCAUUGGUAGAAGAUCUUUUCAGGAGAAGGGAACCAAUGCCCUCCAUGGAUGUGAUAUACUUUAUCCAGCCAUCAAAAGAAAAUGUUGUCAUGUUCCUAUCUGACAUGUCUGGAAGGGAGCCUUUGUACAAAAAAGCAUUUGUAUUUUUCAGUUCAUCAGUCCCGAAGGAAUUGGUUAAUCACAUUAAAUGUGACACAAGUGUAUUACCCCGCAUAGGUGCAUUGCGAGAGAUGAAUUUGGAGUACUUUCCUAUAGAUAAUCAGGCAUUUAUCACUGAUCAUGAAAGAGCAUUGGAGGACCUCUAUGGUGAAGAUGUUGAAAAGUCUCGGAAGUUUGAUGCUUGUUUGAAUACUAUGGCAACUCGAAUUGCAACAGUUUUUGCCUCAUUGAAGGAGCUACCAUUUGUUCGGUAUCGCAUUGCCAAGUCUGAUGAUUGCAAAGCGUCAUCUCGUGAUUUGGUUCCUACAAAACUUGCUUCAGCAAUUUGGAACUGUCUUUUAAAAUAUAAAGCGAUUCCCAACUUUCCACAGACUGAAACGUGCGAGCUGCUGAUCUUAGAUAGAUCUGUUGAUCAGAUUGCUCCUGUCAUACAUGAAUGGACAUAUGAUGCGAUGUGCCAUGAUCUACUCGAUAUGGAUGGAAAUAAAUAUGUGCUCGAGGUUCCCAGUAAAACUGGAGGUCAACCUGAGAAAAAGGAGGUCCUUUUAGAAGAUCAUGAUCCGGUUUGGCUUGAACUUCGCCAUUCACAUAUUGCAGAUGCUAGUGAAAGGUUGCAUGACAAGAUGACAAACUUCGUUUCAAACAACAAAGCUGCUCAAAUGCAACAAAAAGCAAGAGAUGGUGGUGAAUUAUCAACAAGAGACUUGCAGAAAAUUGUUCAAGCUCUGCCGAAAUAUGGUGAACAAGUUGACAAGCUUUCCCUCCAUGUGGAGAUUGCUGGAAGAGUUAACAAAAUUAUCAGAGACACAGGACUUCGAGAACUUGGGCAGCUGGAGCAAGACCUUGUUUUUGGGGAUGCAGGAGCCAAGGAUGUGAUUAAUUUUCUGAGGACAAAACAGGAUGCUAGCCCCGAAUAUAAGCUGCGAUUGUUGAUGAUUUAUGCUUGUGUCUAUCCUGAGAAGUUUGAGGGUGACAAAGGUACAAAACUUAUGCAGUUGGCUAAAUUAUCACGUGAGGAUAUGAAGGUUGUGGAAAAUAUGAAAUUGCUAGCUGGAUCAUCUGAAACCAAGAAGGCAUCAAGUGGUAGUUUCUCUCUCAAGUUUGAUGGAGCUAAGACGAAGCAAGCGGCACGAAAAGAUCGAACUGGUGAGGAAGAAACGUGGCAACUGUUUCGAUUUUACCCUAUGAUAGAGGAGCUUAUAGAGAAUCUUAAUAAAGGUGCCUUACCAAAGAAUGAGUAUGCAUGCGUGAAUGAUCCAAGUCCAACUGCCCAGGCAGCCACCACAAGUGGAUCUGUACGGUCCCGUCAAGCCCCCGCUGCUCCCGAAAGAAAAACUCCAGCACACUCUAUGAGGUCAAGAAGAACGUCAACUUGGGCACGACCUAAUCAUUCUGAUGAUGGAUACUCAAGUGAUUCGGCUCUUAAAAGUGUGUCUUUGGAUUUCAAGAAGAUGGGACAGCGUAUUUUCAUUUUUAUCAUUGGUGGAGCAACUCGCUCUGAGCUGCGAGUUUGUCACAAGCUCACCAAAAGCCUGAGGAGAGAAGUAGUACUAGGUUCUUCCAGCUUAGAUGAUCCUCCACAAUAUAUAACGAGACUGAAGCUGCUAUCAGAAAAAGAUCUCUCAGCCGAUGGCCAUGUAUUCUAAAUUUUGCUUGGAUUUUGUGGCAUUCAUGCUUUUACGGAGGUUUGCCGUCCCAUUUUUGAUCAUUCAUUGGUUCUGCCAAGUGCAAAACUUUGAACUCUCUUUACAGACUUCACUCAUUUGAACAUGAGCAACUUGAUACUAUGCAGAGCAGAAACAAGGCUUAAUGCGCAUGCUUCUUUUGUUUCUCAAGAAUCAUUCUACGGUGGUAAAUAUGGUUGGAAACCUGCUGCAAAUUGUUUAGUCAGUUGUCCUUGAAUGUGCUCUUACACGUAUAGACAUGGUAGCAAGGGUAAAUUCUUUUUCUUCCCAAUUUUUCUCGGGUAUUUGAAUCCCUUUGUGUACUGCAGAAUGUGAUGAAUACGUAUGUUUGGAUAAAUAUCCCUUAUUCUUUUUUCUUCAUGUAUACAUACAUGCUCACGGAAUAACUCAAUCUACCAGUGUCAUAUUUCAUGCAAGAUAUUGUUCACGAUGAA